Molecule: messenger RNA, 2820 nt
Organism: Effrenium voratum
Lineage: Eukaryota; Dinophyceae; Suessiales; Symbiodiniaceae
Source: the annotation of a GenBank genome assembly
AUGGGCAUCAAGCAACUUGGGAAGUUUCUCAAGACAAACUGCAGUUCGGCGAUGAAUUGCCACACUUACGCGGGCGACUACAAGGAUACUACUGUGGCGAUUGACAUCAGCCCAUGCUUGUACCAAUGUAUGACAGCUAUGGGCGACACGCCUCCCGGGGUGGAGCCUGGCAGCGAGCGCGAUACCAGCCACAUUGCGGGGGUCUUCCGACGGACCGUGAGGUUAUUGGAGGCAGGGAUCAAGCCCAUAUUCAUUUUCGACGGCGAUGCUCCCGACAUGAAGAAGAGCCAUGUGCUGCAGCAGCGUGAGAAGAUGCGAGCCAAGUCCAGGGACCAGCUGGAGGAGGCCCGGGCUGCAGGCGAUGAGCAUGCCGUGAGAAAGCAUGUGGCGAGGUUGGUGAAGACGACACAGCGUCACAAUGAUGAGGUCAUGGAGAUGCUGGGACUCAUGGGCGUCCCAGCAAUGCAGGCGCCUGGGGAGGCAGAGUGCCUUUGCGCCACGCUGGCCUCUGCGGGCAUGGCAAAAGCGGCCGCCACGGAGGACUUCGACGCUUUGGUCUUCGGGGCACCGCGUCUGCUGCGGAAUCUUCACCAGGCCUCCGCCUCCUCUCAGCUGCCACUCGUGCAGGACAUUUGUUUAGAGAAGAUUUUGGAGGGCUUGGCAUUCUCGAAGCAAGAGUUUGUGGAUUUUUGCAUUCUUGCUGGGUGCGACUACCUGCCGACCAUCGGCAAGGUUGGCAUUGUCACGGCCCAUCAGCUCAUGAAGAAGCACCGCAGCAUCGAGAGCAUCUUAGAGAAUCUGGACCGAGCCAAGUACACGGUGCCGGAGAGCUGGGACUUUGCCUCUGCCAGGCGAUGCUUCGAGCCAACAGAUUUGACAUCCUUGAAUCUGGACAAGCUAAAGGAGAGGCCUGUUGAUGUAAUCGCCUUGCAGGCUCUGCUGAAGGAUAGACACUCACUGCCUGCAGACGUCGUCAAUGAGAACAUGAGACGCCUCAUGGUAAUGAAGGCGUGUCUUCCCCAGCCGCGUGCCGCUCCAGCGCCUCCAGUGCCUGAUGCCAGCCGGGGCGGCCCUCCCCGAAGCGGGCCGAAGCCAGCUUGGCGCCGUUCAGCAAGGCCGCCUGCCACUCCUGCGCGAGGCAACGGCGAAAAUCCCUUACGCAAGGCUUUCAUGAAGGCCACCCGAGAGGCAGCCGAAGAGGCCUCUCCUGCGAAGAGGCGCCGGCUCUGCGCGACAGAGCUGCUGCGCCGGUCCUUUGGCGCGGAUCUGCUGCUGCCGGAGGACACGCCGCUGGCAGACCUCGAACGCCUGGCGGCAGAGGCUGCAAGGAGCAUGCAGGCGGACCAAGCCGCAAUGGAGGGCCAGACUGUGGGGGGAGUAGUCACUGCACGGGUUUUCCCGCCCAUGGCCAAGAUCCUGACCUCGGGGCAGCCUGAGGAAGAAUCAGAAGGCAUGCUGGCGUUGCCUCCCAGCGCCAUGUCCAGAAUGGACCUGGCGCUUUGGCACGGGCUAGGCAUUUGGCAGCGCGGGAAGGCAAGACACUUGAGGAGUCGUCCCGCAGCACGCGCUGUGGAAACAUUCCAGAAGUUCUGGGAGGGUUUUGAUGUGCAGCCGCCCUGGGAAGAGCGGGUGCUGGACGUGGCGGAGGUGCCAGACAAAGGUCGUGGCUGGGUUGCUCGGACAAAGGUGAGCGAGGGCCAGCUGCUGAUGUCUGUGCCCUGCAUCGCAGCAACCGAAGUCGACAUGGAGGAUGAAGAGGGCUGGGAGGCGGAGCUUGCGCUGACAUUGCUGCGGAGGCUGGAUGAGCUCGGUCCAAAGGCAGACCCGAGGCUGCGGGUGGACGCUGAGCAGCAGGCGCUUUGGUGCGGCUACACCGCAACUUUCCCUGACCCGGCGGGCGCGGCGUUUUGGCCAAAGGAUGUCCUGUGCAGCCUCCGUUGGCCGGCAACAGUUGAGCAGAUGCUGGCGUACUCGGAACACAUCGAGCAGUCAGCCAACUGGGUGUCUCAGACUGCGGAUGUUUCUUUUGAAAGAGCUUGCUGGGCGGUCAGCACAGUGAUCAGCCGAUCCUUCUGCGUGGAUGAUGUACGGGCUUUGAUACCGUUGGCGGACAUUUUCAAUCACAAGCCGCAAUCGUCUGUGUCAUGGGCAGCCAAAGAAGCUGCUCAUCUGACCGAGAGAGCUGUGUCCGCAAGGGCGUGGUCUCUUUCAGAGGACGGCGAGCGAUACGAGGUUCGGGCAACAGAAGAUGCUGAGGCUGGCCAGGAAGUUCUCAUUUGCUAUGGCGAGGAGUCCAGUGCCGAGAUUUUGGCGGUGCACGGGGUGAUCUUGGCAGAGAACGAGGCUGAUUUCCUGGAACUUUUCGAGUCCCCGCAGGAUCUCCUCGCCGCAGUGGAAACCUUGACCCAACGGUCGUCACUGCAAAGCCGCCUGGGCCUCUUGGAGGAGUCAGAGGCGCCCCUAGCCAUUCGGCCGGGCGGGUCCGAGUUCCUGUUGGGAGCCCUCCAGGCCGCGCUUUGCGGAGAGGAUGAGUUUCAAUGCUUUGCAUGGUGUGGGCCAGAGGCACCAGGAAUCCUCCGCCCCCUUGGCAUGCCGCAGGAACGUGAGCAAGCUUUGCGGAUGGAGGCCUUGCAGUUCCUCCAGGGCUUGCUGCAUCGAUUGCUGAGCGGCAUGCAGCAGGAGGCUGCCUGGGAGGAAGUGGAGGGCGCAGGUCAGGGUGGUCCAGAAAUGCUGGCCUCCAGGUACCGCCUUCACGUCAAGGGGAUGCUGUCAAGCGCAUUGAGCUUGGCACAAGCUGAGACAAUUGCAAGUCAAAACUAG